This is a messenger RNA of Schistocerca piceifrons (Central American locust), 618 nucleotides long. Its product is annotated as GTPase Obg-like. Bases 1 to 618 code for a protein of 205 amino acids. The transcript has 3 exons. Lineage: Eukaryota; Metazoa; Arthropoda; Insecta; Orthoptera; Acrididae. The record is from RefSeq and is a predicted model, not a curated record.
AUGAUAUCACCGAGCGCUGUGCGCAACUGGCUUCAGGAAGGUGCCAGGAAUGGGAGACAACACGUGCGCGGCUACCGUGCAACCAUCCUCGCGACAGGGGAAUCCCAUGGCCUCACCAAUAUGGGCAUCGGACUGCAGCCCACUGCAGGACCAGUCACAUUCAGACUUGAUGAGGCGCCAGUGCUGGUUCCGAGGAUAGAGAGGGGAAAAGGGGGAGGGGAAUGCUAUGCCUGCAACCUUGAACCUCGCCUCUGGUGUGCGGCGCCGAAGAAGAUCGUCCUCAACCGCGGAGAUCCCUGCUGCCAACCCGAACCUGUCGCAACUUGUGCAAAAGCUCCGUCUGGCUACGCCUUCGGCGCGAGCACUCGGCUGCGCUCGGUUCCCGUCGGCAGAGGCGCUGAUGACCAUGAUGAUGACCAUGAUGAUGACCAUGAUGAUGACCAUGAUGAUGACCAUGAUGAUGACCAUGAUGAUGACCAUGAUGAUGACCAUGAUGAUGACCAUGAUGAUGACCAUGAUGAUGACCAUGAUGAUGAUGAUGAUGAUGAUGUCGAGCGCCCUCUCAACCAAAAUAGAGAGCGAGAAUGUCUCACUGGGAGAAGCCUCAUGCCAUGUUGA